This is a messenger RNA of Truncatella angustata, 1164 nucleotides long. RefSeq lists its product as uncharacterized. Gene Ontology annotation, cellular component: cytoplasm; mitochondrion. Lineage: Eukaryota; Fungi; Ascomycota; Sordariomycetes; Amphisphaeriales; Sporocadaceae. The transcript is spliced from 3 exons. Gene Ontology annotation, molecular function: lipoyltransferase activity. Gene Ontology annotation, biological process: protein lipoylation. The record is from RefSeq and is a predicted model, not a curated record. Bases 1 to 1164 code for a protein of 387 amino acids.
AUGGCUUCAUUGAAUCGACUGUUCGCAAGAAGUCGGACCCAAAUGCCAAGGUUCUCGCACAGUCGCUGUUUUUCAGACGCGGUUUCUCAUCCUUCCAAUAAAGUUCAGGUGUACAUAUCACGCAGUCGAGACCCCUGGCUAAAUCUUUCGAUUGAGCACUUCCUGUUGCAAAAGUCACCUCCUGAGUCUACCUUGUUAUUCCUGUACACCAAUAAGCCUUGCGUAGUCAUCGGAAGGAAUCAGAAUCCUUGGCUUGAGGUCAACCUCGGCUUAGUAAAUCGGCCGUCAUCAUUCAAGGAACUGGAUUUACUGGAACACCGAAACGAGCAAACACCUGCCAAGGACGAUGUUUUGCUCGUGAGGCGGCGUUCGGGUGGCGGCACAGUCUUUCACGACGAGGGAAAUGUCAAUUACAGUGUAAUCUGCCCACCUGCAGCUUUCGACCGCGACAAGCACGCCGAAAUGGUCGUGCGAGCUCUCCGGAGCUUGGGCGUGUCAACGACUCGUGUCAACGAACGACAUGACAUCGUUCUGGACGUUCCUGGUGAAGCUGGCCCGGAAACAUAUAAGAUAUCGGGAUCUGCGUAUAAGCUGACGAGAUUGCGUUCAUUGCAUCAUGGUACAUGUCUGCUUUCCUCGCCGAAUUUGCCUGGCAUUGGACGCUACCUCCGUUCACCAGCAGCGCCAUAUAUUGCUGCACGUGGUGUGGAAAGCGUCCGCUCACAGAUAAAAAAUGUCGGCCUUGACACCCGCGCUUUCGAGGAAGCUGUUGUUGCCGAAUUUGGCGCCAUGUAUGGUGACAUUGAUGCUGAGUUCAUUGAUCAGAACGAUGCGAUCAAGAAUGAGAUCAUUAGAAAGGGCUACAAGGAGAUAAUUGACGAUGAAUGGACGUACCAACAAACACCUCAGUUCACAUUUUCGACUUAUCCAAACCCCAAAGACGAGCGUCCAAAACCGGAAUUGCCAGGUCAUCUUCAUAAACAGUUCAAAGUUCUCAUUGAAGCACGGCAUGGCGAGGUUCUGAGCAGUGAUAUUACCGAAAGCUCCCCUAAUGUUUUGAACGGCAAGGCUCUUCAUGAGAUCCGCGACUGGCGCCAGUAUGUUGGUGGACGCGGCGGACAGUGGCUGAAUGGGAUGUUUGGGGUGCGCUCAGGUGUCGAAUAA